This is a messenger RNA of Truncatella angustata, 1110 nucleotides long. RefSeq lists its product as uncharacterized. The record is from RefSeq and is a predicted model, not a curated record. Lineage: Eukaryota; Fungi; Ascomycota; Sordariomycetes; Amphisphaeriales; Sporocadaceae. The transcript is spliced from 3 exons. The coding region runs from base 1 to 1110 and encodes 369 amino acids.
AUGGCUGUUUUCAAAUGCUGGCAGGCCUACUUGAUGCUCUUCCUCUUCCUCGUGCUCUCACUCUCUGACAUCUCGUCGGCGCUUGUGGACUCGAGAGUGAGUAGCGAAAAGAGUGACGAUAUCCUGGGAAAGUACCUGAACAACGCGCUCUUGGGUUCCACUCAUAGCCGUCGCCAGAACGACGGCUGCACGCCGGAACCAAACUGUAGCCCCUCGACCUGCACCGACACGGUAUGCAGCAUCGCCAAGCGAAAGACGCGCGCUCUCCCGCCCAUAAGCAUCGGGGACAGCAUCGGCAGCAGCAACCUCACCGAGCUCGAGCUCGAGCUCGACGAUAGUCUCGGACUCGACGUCGUUGCUCUUCCCCCGGGCGUAGACAAGCGCGACCUCGCCAAGCGCUUUUUACGAAGCCCGAUUCUCCAGAAUACAAUCAACACCUACCUACAGGGUCAAAACGGAAGGGCAGACCUCGUCAACCUGUGUCCCAGCAAUGCUGGCGGCUACGAUACGCCCAGCUUCUGCGUGUCAUACCGCUUCGGCAGCAGUGCUCCCGUCGACCCGAGCACGGGUCAGCUCCUGAUAGGGACGGGAAACACCGAGCUGACGGGAUGCACGGUGCUGACGAUUGCAAGUUCACGCGGGGUAUACAUGUGCCACUUCUGGCAAGACCUCAACUACCCCAACGCAGACAACGGGCGUCCCGAUCGUCCAGCUCUGGGAUUUCAGCCGGUUUUGAAUAUGCUGCGCGGAGAAGGGGACCGGCGGUGGGCAGUUGGUCCUGCUAUCGACAAGGAGAUGUUCGUGGGUCUGGGGGUGAAUACCUGGGCGUUUAUCUGUACGCCACGAUCGGGUGCGGACCUCAACGAUGCGAACCGUUAUCAUUAUACUGCGCAGCAGGAUCAGCUAGUCGCCCUCCUGAAAGAAAUGAUCCCCGACAUCGGCAUUGUAAACUAUAACUACAAUUGGAAACAGCCGUACACGGAGUAUUACCAGGGCGUCGCGCUGUUUGAGUACGAUAAUAACGCGGAUAACCAAGGAAGUCCCGAAUGGCGGCUCUGGCUGGAGAUGGCGAACGAGAGGGGUAGACGGUUAGGUCAGGAUCCGGCCUAA